This is a messenger RNA of Magallana angulata, 1330 nucleotides long. RefSeq names its product deoxynucleotidyltransferase terminal-interacting protein 2-like. Gene Ontology annotation, molecular function: RNA binding. The coding region runs from base 97 to 978 and encodes 293 amino acids. The transcript has 5 exons. Gene Ontology annotation, cellular component: nucleolus. Lineage: Eukaryota; Metazoa; Mollusca; Bivalvia; Ostreida; Ostreidae. The record is from RefSeq and is a predicted model, not a curated record. Gene Ontology annotation, biological process: RNA processing.
UGAGUUGAAAAUAGGCACUUCCUGUUAAGAAAAACACAUGUGUUAUGUUUACGAAAUACUCAACAUGCUCAAAGUCUUGAACUGAAUUGAAUAAUUAUGAAAUAUCUGUUGGAAUCAAGAUUUUCUUCUUCGGAUGAAGAUAGCUCAUCCGAUGAAGAAGUAAACGAGCUGGCAUCAGCUCUAAGUGAAAGUAUCGCCAAACAUAUCACAGUGAAGCGACAGCAAAAGAGUGCAAAUGUUGACAAUUCUAUUUUUGUGUUGGACAAAACACCUGGAAAUGUUCCACUAAAGUCUCCAGAAAACGACAACAAAGAAAAGUCCAGUGGAAAAACAAAUAUCAAGAAAUCAAAGAAGAAAACUAAGAAAAACUAUGAUGGUUUAUCUUCAUACAUACACUGUAACAUUGACAUCAUGGACCCAAGUACAUAUAAACCUAAACAAGGGGAACAUAAAAAACAAAAGAAUAAAGGAAAGGAAACCAAGACAGACAGAGUAGUGCAGGAACUCAUGAAGAAGAGCGUGAUUACACCAGACUUUGAAAAACAAGAUUCUCUGGAGCCAUAUGAAGAAGGUCGAAGAAAACAAAAACUAAAAAGAAAGAAAGAGAAGGCUAUGACAAAGGGCAAAGGCUGGUUUGAUAUGAAGGCCCCAGAAAUGACAGAUGAAGCCAAAAUGAAUUUGGAGAUGCUCAAGAUGAGGAAGGCUCUGGAUCCAAAACGCUUCUACAAGAACAAUGACAUGAAGGGUCUGCCCAAGUUCUUCCAGUUUGGAAAAGUGGUGGAAUCAGCGGCAGACUUCUAUCAUUCCAGAGUUCCCAAGAAGAAGCGGAAAGCCAACCUGGUCCAGGAGCUGCUAGCUGAUGCUGAAUUCAGACAAUACAACAAAAGAAAAUAUGUUGAGAUUCAGGAAGCCAAGAAGAAAGGAGAUGGACCUUAUAAAAGGAUGAGAAGAUUAAAGAAAAAGAAGAAAAUAAAUUAACACUUUUAUAUACAUAAAUUGAUCUUUACUUUUUGUGUCAUUACAAAACUGUUUUUUCAUGCUACAUGAAGAUUUAUUCUCUAUGAAUCAGAUAUUGUAUUGAUUAACGGGUAGCUUCAUUUAACAUGUAAAUCAAAUGACAUUAAAGAAUGUUCAUUCAAAAGAAGUAAUGUUGAUAAAAUGACUAAGUUGCAAAUGUGGACGUAUACUUUCAAAGGGAGGCAAAUUGAAGGGAAAAUUGCAUUUCUGCCUCAAGAUUUGGCAGAAUGUUGAGUAAUUUACAGAUGUUGACAUCCACUGAGUAUAUUCUCUAUUCUUUAAGAAUAUUGAGAAUUAAACUUAUUAACAUCUA